Molecule: messenger RNA, 2012 nt
Organism: Neltuma alba
Lineage: Eukaryota; Viridiplantae; Streptophyta; Magnoliopsida; Fabales; Fabaceae
Product: probable methyltransferase PMT8
Exons: 7
Coding region: 421-1986 (521 amino acids)
Cellular component (GO): trans-Golgi network; cytoplasm; endosome
Molecular function (GO): methyltransferase activity
Source: RefSeq, a predicted model, not a curated record
CACACAAGCGGGAGUACCUAGUUUUAGUUCCUAGUCCCCUCUUUCUGUGUGUCACUACCCGAAAUAGUAUAUUUUUAUAGCACACUCUGUCUCUCAGAUCUGAUCUUCCUCCUCUGCCUUUAUUCCUUCUCAUUCUUUGUCACUCACGGCUUUCAUAAACUUUUGGAUUCUUUUCUGUCAUCACAUCCGCUUAGAUUUCGAUCUGAAUCCAGUCGUUUAAUUCUGCUUGUCAUAUCUGCAAGAUCUCGUCUGAAUCUGAACUAUGAUAUUCGUUACAAAAAUUUUAGGUUGACAGUUUUUGUGGGGAAUUCUUAUGGUAAAUUUGACAUUGAAUCUAUUGUGACACACGAUCUUUGCUGUCAUCAUAUACAGCAUAUACGGCAAAAAGUGUAAUUCGGAUUUGUAUUACACUUAAAAUAAAUGUCGAGGGGGAGAUCUGAUGGAUCGCAAAAGAAGCAUUUAGUUGCUUCAAUUUGUGCUGUGACAAUCUUUCUUGGCUUCCUAUAUGUGUAUUAUGGAUCCAAAAGUUCCGGAACAUCUGCUCUUGAAUAUGGAAGCAAAUCAUUGAAACGACUUGGGUCAUCAUAUUUAAGUGGAGAUGAUGAUGCCGUCACCAAGCAAGAUGAUUCUUCAUCAAGUUUUGGGCAGGGAGAUUCGGAGGUUGAUGUUGUGCCAAAGAGUUUCCCCGUUUGUGAUGAUCGUCAUUCAGAGUUGAUUCCCUGCCUAGACAGAAACCUUAUCUAUCAAAUGAGAUUGAAGUUGGACCUCUCUGUGAUGGAACACUAUGAGAGACAUUGUCCUCCUUCAGAAAGGCGGUUUAACUGCUUGAUUCCUCCCCCGUCAGGAUAUAAGGUCCCUAUUAAGUGGCCACAAAGCAGAGAUGAGGUGUGGAAAGCAAAUAUACCUCAUACUCAUCUUGCACAUGAGAAGUCUGACCAAAAUUGGAUGGUUGUAAAAGGUGAAAAGAUAGUAUUUCCUGGAGGAGGGACACACUUUCACUAUGGAGCUGAUAAGUACAUUGCAGCUAUUGCUAAUAUGCUCAACUUUUCAAACAACAUACUUAAUAAUGAUGGAAAUUUGCGGACAGUGCUUGAUGUUGGCUGUGGUGUUGCAAGCUUUGGAGGAUAUCUUCUGUCAUCCAAUAUCAUUGCAAUGUCCUUGGCGCCCAAUGAUGUGCAUCAAAAUCAAAUUCAAUUUGCCUUAGAAAGAGGAAUUCCCGCGUAUCUUGGUGUCUUGGGAACUAAGAGACUCCCUUACCCUAGCAGAUCUUUCGAACUGGCUCAUUGUUCUCGAUGUAGGAUUGAUUGGCUUCAAAGAGAUGGCAUACUACUUCUUGAACUUGACCGGUUGCUUAGGCCAGGAGGUUAUUUUGCAUACUCAUCUCCCGAAGCCUAUGCACAGGAUGAAGAGGAUCUAAGGAUAUGGAAAGAAAUGAGUGACCUUGUGGGACGCAUGUGUUGGAGAAUAGCUGCAAAAAGGAACCAAACUGUCAUCUGGCAGAAGCCUUUGUCAAAUGAUUGCUAUAUGGAAAGAGAACCUGGUACUCGCCCUCCACUCUGCCAGUCUGAUGAUGACCCAGAUGCAGUGUGGAAUGUGAAUAUGGAAGCUUGCAUUACACCUUACUCUGACCAUGAUCACAAAGUCCAGGGCAGUGGAUUGGCUCCAUGGCCUGAAAGACUGACUAGUCCUCCUCCUAGACUGGCCGACUUUGGCUAUACAAGUGAAAUGUUUCUAAAGGACACGGAACUAUGGCGAAGGAGAGUUGAGAAGUAUUGGAAUAUCCUGAGCCCAAAAAUCACAUCAAAUACAAUAAGGAAUGUGAUGGAUAUGAAGGCAAACAUGGGGUCAUUUGCAGCUGCUCUAAAAAGCAAGGACGUCUGGGUGAUGAAUGUUGUGCCUCCAAAUGGACCGAACACACUAAAAGUUAUAUAUGACAGAGGCCUGAUAGGCUCUAUCCAUGACUGGUACGGAAAUCAGUUUGCCUGAUUAUGUAUGUUUAUUUUUAUUUUCAU